CUUUAGUUUCUUCUUCCUUCUCCCCUCCCUUUUAUUUAGAGAGAGAGAGUGGCUUAUAAGUAUGUAAGUCUUCAACCGCAGUUCACACCAUCCCCACCCCACAACUUGUACACCACAAUUCUUGCAAGUACGUACAGUAACUUAAGACUUGUCAUGACUAUAUAUUGAUAGGGUUAGAUAAGACUGUGAGGUGUAAUUAGUUUAUGGCAAUUGCAGCAGCCAUGAAUAAUCAAGAUGAGAGCAAGGAUGAACACGAACACGACAUGGUCAUGCCUGGUUUUCGUUUCCAUCCCACUGAGGAAGAACUAGUUGAAUUCUACCUUCGCCGUAAGGUAGAGGGCAAGCAUUUCAAUGUCGAACUCAUCACUUUUCUAGACCUUUACCGCUAUGACCCCUGGGAACUUCCUGCCUUGGCAGCUAUAGGGGAGAAGGAAUGGUACUUUUAUGUUCCAAGAGAUAGAAAGUAUCGUAAUGGAGAUCGGCCUAAUCGUGUCACAACCUCUGGUUAUUGGAAAGCUACCGGGGCUGAUAGGAUGAUCCGAAGUGAAAAUCUUCGGUCUAUUGGACUGAAGAAAACCCUUGUUUUCUACUCCGGGAAAGCUCCAAAAGGAAUCCGAACUAGUUGGAUCAUGAAUGAAUACCGUCUGCCACACCAUGAAACUGAACGCCUGCAAAAGGCAGAGAUUUCUCUUUGCCGGGUCUACAAAAGAGCUGGAGUCGAAGACCAUCCUUCUCUUCCACGGUCUCUUCCCACACGGGACUCAUCGUCUAGAGGAACACAAUCAUCGACACCCCAAAAACAGCACGAAAUGACAAGUCACGCCAUGGAAAGGUUCCAAGCUUAUGGAUUAUCGUCCCAACAAACCGAUGAAAAGAUGAGCGAAGCCAGUGGAAGCAGUAGCACAGCUGAUAUUGGGACCUCUCUUGAUCUUUCAAAGCACAGCUCUUACAAUAUCAAUCCAUUAAUCCCCAUGUCCACUCCAAAUUCUAUAGAACUAGAUGAUAGAAUGAUGCAGUUAAAUCAGUUAAAGCAAACUUCUUCUUCUUUAGCCCUAAACUGCAGCACCUUAUUUGCCAGUUCUUCAUCCCAUAAUGCAAUCGACGAUCUCCAUAAACUAGUAAAUUACUCCCAACAAGCCUCCAUCAAUCACGAAUCUGAUCACCAGCAGUAUCCUAAUCACGUGCCUGAUCUUCUAUCCCAUUUCUCCACGUUGCAGUCGCAACAGCCACAGUCUCUAUCUCUUAACAUGAUUCCGGGCUCGUUUCAAGCUGCCUUGCCAGACAGAGUAUGGGAUUGGAAUGCUAUUCAAGAAGCCAACAAAGACUACAACCUAUUCAAGUAAUCAACGAAUUGCAUAUAUAUAGGCACCUUUAUAUUGCAUGUCCACUACUGCUAGUUUAUAGUCUAUCUCUAUACUAUUCUGAUGCUAUAAAAAUUGCAGAACCUAUGUUAAGCAAUAAUAAUUUGUUGUUAUGGUUUAGGAUUUAAUUGUAUUAUGAUUUAAGGCGUUGUAAUAACAAUUAAAGCCAUAAUGUUGUUCAAGAUAGGAUAUUUGGGUUUAGGGUUUCUUGCUAAUUAAUCGAAUGCGAAUGAAUUGUUUGCGUUGUUCUUGAUUUUC
Olea europaea var. sylvestris is the source of this 1619-nucleotide messenger RNA. RefSeq names its product NAC domain-containing protein 35-like. Lineage: Eukaryota; Viridiplantae; Streptophyta; Magnoliopsida; Lamiales; Oleaceae. The transcript is spliced from 3 exons. Bases 204 to 1343 code for a protein of 379 amino acids. Gene Ontology annotation, molecular function: DNA binding. Gene Ontology annotation, biological process: regulation of DNA-templated transcription. The record is from RefSeq and is a predicted model, not a curated record.